Messenger RNA from Phaeodactylum tricornutum CCAP 1055/1, 1593 nucleotides. RefSeq lists its product with no specific name. The record is from RefSeq and is a predicted model, not a curated record. NCBI's taxonomy places the organism in Eukaryota, Bacillariophyta, Bacillariophyceae, Surirellales, Neidiaceae. The coding region runs from base 1 to 1593 and encodes 530 amino acids. The transcript is spliced from 3 exons.
AUGAACGAUGACCGGAUAAGUGACCGUAUAGCCUUCGGAUCGUGCAACGAACAGGAUCUGCAAAACAACCUCUGGCCAAUUAUAGAAUCGCGUCAACCCACUGCGUUUGUUUGGGGUGGCGAUGCCAUUUAUGCCGACACCUUGCUGGCACCAGACUGGUCUUCCUUUCCACCGAAAGCGCAACAUCGAUGCGCCACUCCUUCCCUGUUGCGGAAGCUUUACCAAACACAACGAAAUGUGCCUGCCUAUCGGAGCCUAUUGCGCCAAAAUCUGACAGUGUUUGGAACUUUUGAUGACCACGACUACGGCUGCAACAAUGCCGAUCGUACGUAUCCAUACCGAUACGAAAGUGGUAUGGCCUACGUGGAUUUUUUGGGCUUGGUUUCCUCCUCGCCCAUGUAUCAGCGUGCCCAAGCUGGACAUGGAGUAUAUGGAGUCAAGCUUUUUGAUUUUGCCCGGCCGAAGGGAGAACGCGAAGUAUCCGAUGUCGAGGCCGGUCUCGACCCGGAUUUAAACAGUUUUGGCCAAAAGGGCAUGCGGAUACCAGCAAUGCACUCCUAUUCCAAUCGUACAGUCGCAGUGUUUGUUCUCGAUGUGCGCACCAACAAGACACCAUGGAAAAAGGGUUCGGCUGCGUACCAACCCGACCUAGAGGGAGACUUUCUCGGAGAGCGCCAAUGGCAAUGGUUUGAAGCCGCCAUUGCGCGCUCUACAGCCUCCGUCAACGUCGUUGUAAAUGGGUUGCAGGUGCACGCAAAUCGCUAUCCUGAUGGUAAUAUUGCGGAAGCGUGGGGCAAAUAUCCCAAAGCACAACAACGAUUAUUCGAUGCAAUUUUGCAAGACGGCGUGGAAUCGCCUGUCCUCGUUUCGGGUGAUGUGCACAUGACACAACUCAUGCGAAAGGAUUGCUACAAUCCUGAAACCGGCAAUCAGCGGUCUUUGAUCGAAAUGACGACCUCCGGAAUGACGCAUUCUUGGGGAACUGUUAGUAGCCAGCCACUGGUGGAUCCUACUCGCAAGCCUUCGUGGAGGGAUUGGUUCGAGUCAUACGCAGCUACUCGUAUGGUCCAUAUCCUCCACACUGUUUGCCCUUGGACCGACUUGAUGGUUUCCGAAAGUCAAACUUCAAGCGGGGAGGACAGCUCUCCCGAAUCGGGGGGUGGUGAAGGAUCCAAGCAAGGCUUGCAGUAUUCGUUGGCCAAGAAUUUUGGCGAGCUCGAGUUUGACUGGGAUGCCCGAAUGGUCUCAAUUCGCAGUAUAGGGGAAGACCCCGCUUCUCCUCCGCUUCUGAUGGCCCGAACGUCUAUGGAUCGACUCUCCGGACGGGAUGGCCUCAUGCCCGGUGGUACCCUAACGGACUCAGAUUUUGCCGUAGCGCACGAGGCUAUAGUACCAGGUACCGCCGAGUGGGUCUGUGUGAAUCAUAGAGGUGCCGAAAACUACGUAACGCACAUGUUUGGCCAUGUGGUUUCAGCUAUGAUUUUGUUGGCUGUGGUGCCUUUCCCCUUGCUCCUUCCGGCGUUGCUGGCCUGCUAUCUUGUACGCUGCCGUCGGAAAGCCAAAACGGUUCCGUCCACCAAAUUAUUGAUGUAA